GGAUUUUAAGUGUUCCAGGACUAGCUGUUCUGCUACUCCUAGUUUUCCCUCCCCUCCCCUCCCUGGCCCUUCUGCCCCUUCCCCUCCUGCAGACUCAGGGGACCCCGAAGGUGGAAGGGAGCUCCUACCCAGGGGGAAGAAAAGCCAUCCAAUUGCCCCAGCUGCCCACACUUAGUUCUCAGCUGCCCUUCCUCGCCCCUCCAGCUACUCCCUGGGUCUGAAGCACUAGCCCAGUUUGAAACACCCCUCCCGCUUUGAAGGAGGCUGGGCUAGCCAGGGGGUUAUUUUGGGAGCAGCUUCUGAGAUCCAAUGGCCUUGUUAGGGCAACACUGACCUUUCCAUCCCAGGAGGAGGGCAGGAUCCAGAGGGGCGGGGCAGUGGCAGGGAGAUCGACAGCCCCGCACACCCACUGGGUGGAGAAGGGGGCCAGCUGGCUUCAGGAAUUCAGCCUCAGGCUGGGGGCUGUCACCAAGGAAGAAUUUACCCUCUUCGAAACAGACUGGGGACCCCUCCACCCCACCCCUUUCACUGUGCUUCUUAAAGGGAUCACACCGUUUUUCCUUUGACUCCAGGGAAGCCAGACUUGGGACACUCUAUGGAGACUUUGAAUCUUUCCCUCCUGCUUCCUUCCCAACUGGCAGCCUUCCUCUGGCUGGUUGAGUGGGGACCUCCCAGGCAUGGCACUGACCAGCCGACCCGGUGCUGACUUGGCUCCUGGGCUCAUUCAGCCUCUGGUGGCAUCUCGCUUUCUCCCUCCUGGGGCACAGUGGUGAGUCAGGGGCGCCCAGCCCUGAGUGUGCUUGGAGCGUGUCACUGGCACCCCCCAUUGCCCUCUCUUCCCCAAGCUGGAGGACGGUGAGGCUGUCAGGGGCUACGAUGAGAUGAGUGGGGGCCGCUUUGACUUUGAUGAUGGCGGGGCAUACUGUGGGGGCUGGGAGGGGGGAAAGGCCCAUGGACAUGGACUGUGCACGGGCCCCAAGGGCCAGGGAGAAUACUCGGGCUCCUGGAACUUUGGCUUCGAAGUGGCGGGCGUCUACACCUGGCCCAGUGGGAACACCUUCGAGGGAUACUGGAGCCAGGGCAAACGGCAUGGGCUGGGCAUAGAGACCAAGGGGCGCUGGCUCUACAAGGGCGAGUGGACGCACGGCUUCAAGGGACGCUACGGAACUCGGCAGAGUGGCAGCAGCGGGGCCAAGUAUGAAGGCACUUGGAACAAUGGCCUGCAGGACGGCUAUGGCACCGAGACCUAUGCAGAUGGAGGGACCUACCAGGGCCAGUUCACCAACGGCAUGCGCCACGGCUACGGCGUGCGCCAGAGCGUGCCCUACGGGAUGGCCGUGGUGGUGCGCUCGCCGCUGCGCACGUCGCUCUCGUCCCUGCGCAGCGAGCACAGCAACGGCACGGUGGCCCCGGACUCGCCCGCCUCGCCCGCCCCCGACGGCCCCACGCUGCCCCCCGCCGCCAUCCCGCGCGGCGGCUUCGCGCUCAGCCUGCUGGCCAACGCCGAGGCGGCGCGGGCGCCCAAGGGCGGAGGCCUCUUCCAGCGGGGCGCGCUGCUGGGCCGGCUGAGGCGCGCCGAGUCGCGCACGUCUCUGGGCAGCCAGCGCAGCCGCGUCAGCUUCCUCAAGAGCGACCUCAGCUCGGGCGCCAGCGACGCGGCGUCCACCGCCAGCCUGGCCGAGGGCGCCGACGAGGCCGCGCCUUUCGAGGCCGACAUCGACGCCACCACCACCGAGACCUACAUGGGCGAGUGGAAGAACGACAAGCGCUCGGGCUUCGGCGUGAGCGAGCGCUCCAGCGGCCUCCGCUACGAGGGCGAGUGGCUGGACAACCUGCGCCACGGCUACGGCUGCACCACGCUGCCCGACGGCCACCGCGAGGAGGGCAAGUACCGCCACAACGUGCUGGUCAAGGGCACCAAGCGCCGCGUGCUGCCGCUCAAGAGCAACAAGGUCCGCCAGAAGGUGGAGCAUAGCGUGGAGGGCGCCCAGCGCGCCGCCGCCAUCGCGCGCCAGAAGGCCGAGAUCGCCGCCUCCAGGACAAGCCACGCCAAGGCCAAAGCUGAGGCAGCGGAACAGGCCGCCCUCGCUGCCAACCAGGAGUCCAACAUUGCCCGCACUUUGGCCAGGGAGCUGGCUCCGGAUUUCUAUCAGCCAGGACCGGAGUAUCAGAAGCGCCGGCUGCUGCAGGAGAUCCUGGAGAACUCAGAGAGCCUGCUCGAGCCCCCGGAGCGGGGCCCCGGGGCGGCGGGGCCCCCACCGCGGUCCCGCGAGAGCCCGCAGCUGCACGAGCGCGAGCCCCUGGGGCCCGAUGGCGGCCCCCCGUCGCCGGCCGGGACGCCCCCGCAGCCCAAGCGGCCCCGCCCGGGGGCGACCAGGGACCGCCUGGCGAGCCCGGGCGCCUGGAACGGGGAGCCGGGCGCCGAGGGCAGCCGGCCGCUCACACCGUCCGAGGGCGCGGGCCGCCGCAGCCCCGCGCGGCCUGCCGCCGAGCACAUGGCCAUCGAGGCGCUGCAGCCGCCGCCCGCACCGGCGCAGGAGCCCGAGGUGGCGCUGUACCGGGGCUACCACAGCUACGCCGUGCGCACCGCGCCGCCCGCGCCGCCGCCCUUCGAGGACGAGCCCGAGCCCGAGGCCUCCGGGCCCGACUCCGCGCCGCCGUCGCCGGCCGCCGCCCCGCCGCGGGCCCCCGAGCUCGCGCCCGGGUCCCCGGCCAAGCUGGAGCCAAAGCCCAUCGUCCCCAAAGCCGAGCCCAAGGCCAAGGCCCGCAAGACUGAGGCCCGAGGGCUGACCAAGGCGGGGGCCAAGAAAAAGGCUCGGAAGGAGACGGCGCAGGCAGCCGAGGCCGCAGUGGAGGUGGACGAGGUCCCCAACACCGUCCUCAUCUGCAUGGUGAUCCUGCUUAACAUCGGCCUGGCCAUCCUCUUCGUUCACCUCCUGACCUGACCCUUGUCUACCAG
Molecule: messenger RNA, 2959 nt
Organism: Odobenus rosmarus divergens (Pacific walrus)
Lineage: Eukaryota; Metazoa; Chordata; Mammalia; Carnivora; Odobenidae
Gene: JPH2
Product: junctophilin 2
Exons: 5
Coding region: 882-2945 (687 amino acids)
Cellular component (GO): sarcoplasmic reticulum; endoplasmic reticulum membrane; plasma membrane
Source: RefSeq, a predicted model, not a curated record